This is a messenger RNA of Ochotona curzoniae (black-lipped pika), 951 nucleotides long. It is a transcript of the gene NPBWR1, whose product is annotated as neuropeptides B and W receptor 1. Gene Ontology annotation, cellular component: neuron projection; membrane. The record is from RefSeq and is a predicted model, not a curated record. Gene Ontology annotation, molecular function: neuropeptide binding; neuropeptide receptor activity. NCBI's taxonomy places the organism in Eukaryota, Metazoa, Chordata, Mammalia, Lagomorpha, Ochotonidae. The coding region runs from base 1 to 951 and encodes 316 amino acids. Gene Ontology annotation, biological process: neuropeptide signaling pathway. The transcript has a single exon.
AUGCUCAACGUGUCGUUCCUGGAACCCGAGUUCUCCAACGAGACGAACCCGGCUCCGCUGCCGCUGGCACUGGCUGUGGCGGUACCGGUGGUGUAUGCGCUGAUCUGUGCUGUGGGGCUGGUGGGCAACUCGGCGGUGCUGUUCGUGCUGCUGCGAGCGCCGCGCAUGAAGACGGUCACCAACCUGUUCAUCCUCAACCUGGCUAUCGCCGACGAACUCUUCACGCUUGUGCUGCCCAUCAACAUCGCCGACUUCCUGCUGAGCAGGUGGCCCUUUGGGGAGCUCAUGUGCAAGCUCAUCGUGGCCAUCGACCAGUACAACACCUUCUCCAGUCUCUACUUCCUCACGGUCAUGAGCGCCGACCGCUACCUGGUGGUGCUGGCCACCGCCGAGUCGCGCCGGGUACCUGGCCGCACUUACCGCGCCGCUCGCGCCGUCAGCCUGGCGGUGUGGGCGCUCGUUACCCUGGUCGUACUGCCCUUCGCGGUCUUCGCCCGCCUCGACGACGAGCAGGGCCGGCGCCAGUGUGUGCUGGUCUUCCCGCAGCCAGAGGCCUUUUGGUGGCGGGCCAGCCGUCUUUACACGCUGGUGCUGGGCUUUGCCAUCCCAGUGUCCACCAUCUGUGCCCUCUAUACCACGCUGCUGUGCCGGCUGCGCGCCAUCCGGCUGGACAACCACGGCAAAGCACUGGACCGCGCCAAAAAGCGGGUGACCAUCCUGGUGGUGGCGAUUCUGACCGUGUGUCUGCUCUGUUGGACACCCUACCACCUGAGCACCGUGGUGGUCCUUACCACGGACGUCCCACAGACGCCACUCGUCAUUGCCCUCUCCUACUUCAUCACCAGCCUGAGCUAUGCCAACAGCUGCCUCAACCCCUUCCUCUAUGCCUUCUUGGACGACGGCUUCCGCAAGAGUCUACGCCAGCUGAUGGUGUGCAGGGCAUCAGCCUGA